UCUCCUUCCCUCCCUUCCCUUCCCUUCCCGCCGCCGCCAUGGCGGCCUUGCCCCGCCACCGCCGCUUCCUCGGCGGCUUCGUCUGCGGGGCCGCGGCCGGGGCUGCUGCGUCCUGCUGGGCUACAUGGCGGCUCCUCCGCAGCCAGAGCCAGCCGGAGCCGGGCCCCGGGCGGGCGCCAGCGCAGGAACCAGUAGAAGAGGCUCUGCUGGAAAGAUAUGGAUUUCCUGAGGCUGGAACAGAGACCAGAUGUUACACAAAUCAUGCACUGUCUUAUGACCAGGCAAAACGGGUGCCUAGAUGGGUGAUUGAACACAUUUCCAAACAAAAGAUGCUGGGUGAUGCAGAUCGAAGGCACUGUAAAUUCAGACCAGACCCAAACAUCCCUCUGAUGUUCAGUGCUGUCAAUGAGGACUACCUUGGCAGUGGAUGGUCACGGGGACACAUGGCACCAGCAGGAGAUAACAAAUUUUCAACAAGAGCUAUGGCUGAAACGUUUUAUCUGUCUAACAUUGUGCCUCAGAAUUAUGAAAAUAAUGCUGGCUUUUGGAACAGAAUGGAAAUGUACUGUCGGGAAUUGACUGAGAGAUUUGAAGAUGUUUGGGUUGUUUCUGGACCUCUAACCUUACCUCAAACAGAUGGUGAUGGAAAGAAGAGUGUUACUUACCAGGUGAUUGGAAAGGAUGAUGUGGCUGUCCCAUCCCACCUGUACAAGGUGAUCUUGGCCAGGAGGAGCAGAACAUCCUCAGAGCCCCUGGUGCUGGGCGCUUUCGUGGUGCCAAACGAUCCCAUCGGCUUCAGCCACCAGCUCACUGACUUCCAAGUCAGCAUUGAAGACCUGGAAAAAAAGUCAGGUUUAGUUUUCUUCCCUCAGGUGGACAAGACCAAAGAUGUUAAAAAUAUCUGUGAGGUGGAUACCUGCAAACUGAUGGGCUUCAAGGAGUUCACUCUGUACAUCACUGCCCGCAAAGUGCAGAGCGCCCGCACGCUGCGCCGGCUGGAGAAAGCCAUGGCAGAGCUGCAGGAGGCAGGAAUUGAGCCUGAUGAGUAUCUCCUCAAGCUUUACAAGAAGAAGGAGGAAGAAUUACUGCAGGAAAAACCAGUAGCAGCUAGAGAGGGGAGAGCUGGCUGAGUAUUCAGGAAGUUAUUUGGGUUUUUGGAAAGGGGAGCUGAAGGCAGACACAAAGACAAGGACUCCUUGAAUUAUCCUUUUUUGAGUUGUGAGAGCAAUAAAGAAAUAUUUGAAAGCUGA
This is a messenger RNA of Zonotrichia leucophrys gambelii, 1250 nucleotides long. It is a transcript of the gene EXOG, whose product is annotated as exo/endonuclease G. Gene Ontology annotation, biological process: apoptotic DNA fragmentation. Gene Ontology annotation, cellular component: nucleus; mitochondrial inner membrane. The transcript has 6 exons. Lineage: Eukaryota; Metazoa; Chordata; Aves; Passeriformes; Passerellidae. Bases 39 to 1130 code for a protein of 363 amino acids. The record is from RefSeq and is a predicted model, not a curated record. Gene Ontology annotation, molecular function: 5'-3' exonuclease activity; metal ion binding; single-stranded DNA endonuclease activity.